CUCGUUUGAGUCAGAUCGCAGUUUACAGCAAGAUCGCCGCUCAUGUCCCAAACGCCAGCAAAGCAAACACGCAGCACAUGAACAAAUCCGUGAUCCAGAAACCCUGUGCUCUUUGCAUAUCGCAAACCCCAGGUUGGGUCUGAUGAUAGACUAUGUAUCUCGUUGCGACGUGUAACCAGCAAAUCGUUGGACAGUGAGACAAAAAGCCAUGCCAAUUCUUGGAAAUGACCGAAGAUGCAAAUACAGAGAGAGUAUGCCCAGCGCCAAUGGAAUUGGACCCCUGUUCUUGUUGGCUGUGGCUCAGCGAGGCAGAGCGCCUGACAGGGCUCACUUCUCGCUGUUGUUUGGUCGUUGACUCGCUGGUAUUGCCGCUGAGAUGAGGGGCUUGUCGACGGAUCGCCUUCGUUAUUCGGGGCUCGUCUCGCUAUCGCUUUGAGAGGAAGUGUUUUGCGAUUCACGGGCUGUACCCUGUCUGCUGGCUGUGUAAUGCUAGGACUUGAGUUAUUCAUGAGGUUAUCGUUGAGUUGCCUAGUCACUAGUUCGUUCCGCUCUGUAAUUCACGGUCACCAGAAAUGUUGUAUAAACAGCCCGUGAAAUGCCCAUCUAAUGACGAUUUACUAUCAAUCUCGUACAUCGCAAUUCCUCCCAAGAACUCGUCUGACUGACUCUUGUCAGAGAAAUAUCAUCGUUGGCCUCACAUCAUCCUCCAAUUUCCCACUGGUCCGUUACAUCCGCCACAAACGCUGACCAAGGCUUGGGGACUACAAAAAUUACAUACAAAAUCGCCACUCGGAUCUCUCCAUUUUAUUUACCUACUGCAACUCAAAGCAGCAAGUAUAGCACAAGCGCCCUUGUAUCUGCGGACGAAGCGGAACCAUCCCCUCUGAACAAACUCGUCUCCUUGUGCCUUGACGUGUCGCACCUUGACCAAGACAGACAAGACUGGGGGUUGAUCCUGUGCUGAUCAGUCCUUUUUCUUCUCUCUCUCCUUGAAUUCUCGCUUUCUGCGCCCCUGAAUUUCUUGGAAUACCUCAUCGUACUUGACACUGAUUUCAGGAAUAUCUUUUCUUUCCCUAUUCAUCUAUAUCCUAUAUCCUAUCUAUAGUGGCCAUUUUUCUAUCUUCUUUCCUCUCAAAAACUUGUCUCACUUGGCGCUCCACUCAAAUCAAACCUACUUAAGCACUGGUCCCUAACGCUUCGCCUUGCGCUGAGCUGACCCCUCCGGACUCGACUACUACGCUACUCACCCUACCCUGCGAACUGAGCCACGCCCUCGAAUCCAUCGUUUGCUCCAGCCUUCAGCUUCAAAGUCCAGUCCAAUUCCUUUCAACAACCGCGCAUCUCUCCACAGGCUUCUUCACCGCCUCACCCCUCGACAUUUCUAUAACUCUCCUUCGCCAGUCGCUUCCGGACCUUGAUCGCUUCUUUUAUUCCAACAUUGAUUGCCCUUUUCCCUCUCUCUUCUUAUCAAGCAAGCACCUUUUACGGCUGUUACACCGAAGACCGGCGCGAGCCCACCGCCACACUCACAAUCCCACGAACUAUGAUGGGAUCAAAACAAAUGCCUGAUCGCAAAGAGCUUCGCGAUUACAACUACGCUGUCGCCGGCCAUGCCGGCACGCUUUGUACUCCCGAUGGCGAACUAUUCAUCAAGCCUUGCACACAGUCCGAGAUCGAUUUCUACCAGUCUGCCAAUCGAAGACAUCCCGAGUUCGCCGAUAUUAUGCCAUUGUUUAUGGGAUCCCUCUUGCUUACCGAUCCCACUGAGAAGACAAUAGACGAGGCUGUUGCAGGUGUUAUCUCCCAUGCCGGAGACCUCAAGACGUCAAAAGAAGAGAUUGUCGCUUCGGUUGCUGAACAGGUUGCUCAUGCUACAGCGACACAACAAAAAGAAGGCGGUGCUUGGGUGCCGGCCAAGGAUAACAAGAUCAAGACCGAUAAGGCGGUUGUGCUGGAUAAUGCUACCUUUGGUUUCAAGAACCCCAAUAUCCUCGAUGUCAAGUUGGGAGUAAGACUCUGGGCCGACGAUGCCCCUCAACAAAAAAAGCAGCGCUUCGACAAGAUCUCGGCUGAGACGACACACGGUAGCUUGGGAUUCCGGAUAGCGGGAAUGCGGGUCUACCGCGGGUCAGAAGAUGCUUCGGAACUGGACGAGGAAAACUACAAGAUCUACGAUAAGGAUUAUGGUCGAACAACAGUCACUCAAGAAAACGUCGUUGAUGAGUUCCGAAAAUUCAUCUUCAACAAAAACGCUGGCAUUGAUGAAGAUCUCGGCAAGGCCGUUUGCGCAGCCUUUGUCCGAGAUUUACAGAGAGUUGAGGAGAUUCUCUCACGUCAUGAAAGCCGAAUGUACUCGUCUUCACUACUUUUCAUCUUCGAGGGCGACGGCCAAGCUCUCCGAAGCGCUAUUGAAGAGAACAACGCACUCAUCGACGCAGAGGCAGGUAUCGGCCAAGCAGCUCGAACUACCAAGAGGGUUGAUAGCGGCAUCGCUCUGGACGACGAAGACGAGCUAGACGAAGACUCGGACCUCGAAGCCUCCCUGCCACAAAUAUACUCCCUAAAACUCAUUGACUUUGCCCACGCCGAAUGGACCCCCGGCCAAGGACCUGACGAGAACGCCUUGACGGGUGUGAGGAGUCUUUUACGCAUUUUCCAAGAGAUGGCGUAAAACUUUUUACGGAAAUGAAAAAGGGCAAAGACAUUUGGGCACCUUUUAUGAUCAUGACAAAAAACAACGCUUUCAAAUGGGGACGGAUACAAAGAAAGCAUUUUGCUUAGACGGAAAUGGAGAGGAGUCUCGAUACCCAUGUGCUAAAGGAUCGAAAGGGGAUCCAAUGAUCGAAUGUAGAAAAACAGCUGCGCUGCGCUGCGGCUCGGUGCAUGGCGUCCAUGAUGAUGACAAUUUAACUUUUACUUCCGCUUUGUUCUCACGUUGGGUGUUACUUUUUAUGCCUGACGUCUUGUUAGAUGUCUGGUCGUGGAUUUGGAGUUCAAGGGGCUGGAUUUAGUUGUACAAUAUAUAAGUAUAGAGGAUUAGGUCAUUAUAGGAGGUUAUAACACACACAACCUUUACUCUAUUCUAUUCACUCAUAUAUGUGAUACUCCCAAUGGAGAUGUAACGGUUAGAAGUAUUCACGUACACAAUGUUUUUACAGAACGAAGAAUGUUUGAACAGGUCUUCAUAAACCACCUUGUCCAGAAAAUUUCAUAUACCUCGUAGAACAGCCUAGAAACAAGCCUUCAAAGCUCAAGCCU
This is a messenger RNA of Fusarium odoratissimum NRRL 54006, 3258 nucleotides long. RefSeq lists its product as uncharacterized. The coding region runs from base 1544 to 2671 and encodes 375 amino acids. Gene Ontology annotation, cellular component: nucleus; cytoplasm. Gene Ontology annotation, molecular function: inositol-1,4,5,6-tetrakisphosphate 3-kinase activity; inositol hexakisphosphate kinase activity. The transcript has 2 exons. The record is from RefSeq and is a predicted model, not a curated record. Lineage: Eukaryota; Fungi; Ascomycota; Sordariomycetes; Hypocreales; Nectriaceae. Gene Ontology annotation, biological process: phosphatidylinositol phosphate biosynthetic process; inositol phosphate biosynthetic process.